Messenger RNA from Passer montanus (Eurasian tree sparrow), 1886 nucleotides. RefSeq names its product major facilitator superfamily domain containing 5 (gene SLC61A1). Gene Ontology annotation, molecular function: molybdate ion transmembrane transporter activity. The transcript has 2 exons. Gene Ontology annotation, cellular component: membrane. Gene Ontology annotation, biological process: molybdate ion transport. Bases 447 to 1757 code for a protein of 436 amino acids. Lineage: Eukaryota; Metazoa; Chordata; Aves; Passeriformes; Passeridae. The record is from RefSeq and is a predicted model, not a curated record.
GGGGGUUUCACGGGGGCACCGGGGGCUGUGCUCGGGGUUUCACGGGGCUCGCCCUCGGCUCGCGGCCGGAGCUCUCUGAGGGCGGGGGUCCCCGCACCUCCCGCGCGUGAAGGGGGCGUUCUGCGGGCUGGGGACGCCGCAACCCCGCCGGGGGGGCUCCGCAAUGCCCCGUGCGUUGUGCGGGGGUCCCUUGGGGGGGUCUGCACCGGUCCCCGGGGUCUCGGGGGUCUCUGGGGGUCUCCGGGGGUCUCUGGGGAUCUCCGGGGGUCUCUGCGGACCCCUCUGGGGGGCCGAGGGGGAGGGCGGUGGGCCCGCCCCAUGUCACGUGACACGAGCCAACAUGGCGGCGCCCAUGGGACCGGAAGCGGAAGUGGCUAAGCAGAGGCACGGCGGGGCAGCUGCCACGGCGCCGGGGCCCGGGGGCCCCCCUGAGCCCCCUCCCCACCAUGCUCCUGCUGCCCUGCUCUGCCCUCGCCCUCCUCCUGCUCAGCUGCCUGGCUCUGGAGCCGCCCCCGCGCCGCCCGCCGCCCUCCAACCCCGCGUUCCGCGGCUUCCAGCGGCGCUUCCUGCUGGGCUACCUGCCGGCACUGGCGGCCGACUGGCUGCAGGGCCCGCUGCUCUUCCAGCUGCUGCACGGCCGCGGCUUCCUGCGCAGCCAGAUCGCCGCCCUCUACUCCUGCGGCUUCGCCUCCAACGUGGCCUUCGGCCUCGUCGCCGGGCUCUUCGUGGACCGCCUGGGCCGCAAGAAGUCCUGCGUGCUGUCCUCGGGGCUGUGCUCGGCGUGCUGCCUGCUGCAGCUCUCCCACGACUUCCUGGCGCUGGCGGCCGCCCGGGUGCUGGCGGGGCUCGGCACCUCGCUGCUCUUCUCCGCCUUCGAGUCCUGGUACGUGCACGAGCACCUGGAGCGCCACGACUUCCCGGCCGAGUGGAUUGCCGACACCUUCUCCCGCGUGGCGCUCUGCAGCGGCGGCCUGGCCGUGGCGGCCGGCCUGCUGGCCCAGCUGCUGGCCCAGGGGCUGGCGCUGGGCCCCGUGGCCCCCUUCCUGGCGGCGCUGCCCUUCCUGGCUCUCUCGGGGAUCUUCGCCGGGAAAAACUGGGAUGAGAACUACGGGAAGAGCCGGGCCUGCGGCAAGGCCUGCGGGGAGGGCCUGCGGGGCCUCGCCUCCGAGCCCCGGGCGCUGCUGCUGGGGCUGGUGCAGGCCCUGGUGGAGAGCAUCCUGCUCCUCUUCGCCUUCCUGUGGACGCCCGUCCUGGAGCCGCACGGGAUCCCGCUGGGAAUCGCCUUCUCGGGGUUCACGGCCGCCGGCGCCGCGGGCUCGGCGCUGUUCCGGCGCGGCGUCGCCGGGAGGCUGCAGCCGCUGCGCCUGCUGCCCGGCUCCGUGCUGCUGCUGGCGCUGGCCCUGCUGCUGCUGGCCCUGCCGCUGGACGCCGCCGGCGACUUCCUGGCCGUGCUGCUGCUGCAGCUCUCCUGCGGCAUCUGCUUCCCGGCCGUGGCGUUCCUGCGGCGGCGGCUGGAGCGCGGCGGGGACGCGGCGGGGGCGGCGCGGUGGCUGCGGCUGCCCCUGGGCCUGGCGGUGGCGCUGGCGCUGCCCGCCCUGCCCGGGGACCCCGCGGGGACACGGGCCGUGUUCGGGGCCGCCGCCCUGGCCGCGCUGGUGGCGCUGGGGGCAGCCGGGGGCGUCCUGGGCACCGGCCGUGGGGACGAGGGGCUGAGGGUGGGGGACGAGGGGCUGCUCGAGGGGGACACUGGAGAGUGACACUGGGACACUGGGACAGCUCAGCAGCGACACCUGGCUGUGGUGGGGACCCUGGGACAGUGUGAGGUGUGACAGGAGCACUGCCUGGGACAGCGACACUGGGACAGCUCGAUGGGGACACCGGGGUGG